AUGGCGUCAAUUCGCAAGAUUGUGGCAGCAAUUGCUGUCUCAACCUCCGUUGUCCAUGGCCUCUUCAUCAAUGGCUCCGUCAUAGCUCCCUGUGACUCGCCAUUGUACUGCCAAGGCGAUGUUCUCAAGGGCAUUGAGCUCGCCCAUCCUUUCUCCGACUCCAAGACCUUUGUGGACAUGCCUACACGCCGUCCUCUAGAGGAGGUCCUCGCCGCGUAUGAGAAGCUUACUAAGCCGGUUACCAACAGCACGGAGCUGCAAGACUUUCUGUCUACAUAUUUCCUCCCGGCGGGCGGAGAGCUCGAUGAGGUUCCGGUGGACCAAUUGGAGACUGAUCCAGUCUUUAUUGACAAGCUGAACGACACCGUCAUCAAGGAAUUCGUUGAGAAGGUCAUUGGUAUCUGGCCCGAUCUUACGAGGAAAUUCUCCGGUUCAGGAAACUGCGCCGAUUGCGCAAACAGCUUCAUUGCUGUCAAUCGCACAUUUGUUGUUGCCGGAGGCCGAUUUAGAGAAUGGUAUUAUUGGGACAGUUUCUGGAUCCUCGAGGGUCUGCUACGAACCGGAGGCUCUUUCAUCGAGAUUACGAAGAACAUGAUUGAGAACUUCCUGGACGUCGUUGAGCAAAUCGGAUUCAUUCCCAAUGGUGGCCGAGUCUACUACCUCAAUCGAUCCCAGCCUCCCCUACUUUCGCAAAUGGUCCGAAACUACAUUGAGCAUACCAAUGAUACCAGCAUUUUGGAACGCGCAGUGCCACUGUUGAUCAAAGAGCAUGACUUCUGGGUUAAGAAUAGAAGCAUAGAGGUCACAGCCCAGAACGGGAAGACUUAUACAUUGAAUAAAUACGGGGUUCAGAAUAAUCAGCCACGGCCCGAGUCGUUCAGAGAAGACUAUAUCACCGCGAACAACCACUCUUACUAUGCGACAUCCGGUAUUAUUUACCCCGAAGUCAAGGCCCUCAAUGAGACCGAGAAAGAAGCUAUAUAUAAAGAGCUUGCAACGGGUGCCGAGUCUGGCUGGGAUUAUGGAACUCGCUUCCUUGCCCGGCCUAAUGAUGCCGCCAAGGAUGUUUACUUCCCCCUGAGAUCCUUAAACGUCUCUGGCAUGGUGACAGUAGACCUCAACUCCAUCCUAUAUUGGAACGAAAAGACGAUUUCCAACUUUCUCAACCAAAGCGGAAACAGCACGGCUGCGGACGAAUGGGCAUCGAAAGCGGAAGACAGGAGUGAGGCCAUGUACCAAGUCAUGUGGAAUGCAACACUCUGGAGCUACUUCGAUUACAACCUGACCUCCAAUUCUCAGUAUAUUUAUAUUCCAGCAGACGACGAUGCCAAAGGUAUUGAUGAUUCCACAGCUCCAGAAGAUGAGCAGGUGUUGUUCGAUGUCGCACAGCUCUAUCCAUUCUGGACUGGCGCUGCCCCUGACCAGCUCAAGAACAACCCUCUGGCCGUCAAACUGGCAUAUUCUCGUGUCGCCAAGUAUCUAGAUGUCAAAAAGGGUGCUAUUCCAGCAACAAAUUUCAAUACCGGUCAGCAAUGGGACCAGCCGAACGUCUGGCCGCCUUUGAUGCACGUCUUAAUGAACGGUCUACUAAACACGCCAGCGACAUUUGGAGAGGAUGAUCCCGCGUAUGUUGAUGUCCAAGAUCUCGCGUUGCGCCUUGGACAGCGUUAUCUGGAUUCAACCUUCUGCACAUGGUACGCUACUGGCGGUUCAACAUCCGAUACGCCUCAGCUACAGGGCGCAACUCCUGGUUCUAAUGGAACAAUGUUUGAGAAGUACGGAGACAAUGCUACGAAUGUAGCUGGUGGCGGCGGCGAGUAUGAGGUGGUUGAAGGCUUCGGAUGGACGAACGGCGUGCUGCUAUGGACAGCAGAUACGUUUGGCGAUAAGUUGACGAGGCCUAAUUGUGGCAAUAUCACUGCAGCGCAUGUGGACCCAGGCACAAAGAGGAGUCUGGAUAGGCGAGCCGUUGAGCUUCAUCCAUUCGAUGCGAUGUUCACGAAGAGGUUCGGGUCGCGAGCGAUUAUAUGA
This is a messenger RNA of Phaeoacremonium minimum UCRPA7, 2031 nucleotides long. Its product is annotated as putative glycoside hydrolase family 37 protein. Gene Ontology annotation, biological process: trehalose catabolic process. The coding region runs from base 1 to 2031 and encodes 676 amino acids. NCBI's taxonomy places the organism in Eukaryota, Fungi, Ascomycota, Sordariomycetes, Togniniales, Togniniaceae. The transcript is spliced from 4 exons. Gene Ontology annotation, molecular function: alpha,alpha-trehalase activity. The record is from RefSeq and is a predicted model, not a curated record.